AUGGCAGUUGCACAAGAACAUUGGGCCGCUAAAUGGAUUAAAUAUGAAGGAUGUCUCCCUCAUGGUGCUUUUCAAGUAGGCAAUCAUGCUAUUGGUCGUGGAAGAUUUGAGGGUGGCAUGCACAUUGGCUAUGUUGAUCAACAUCAUCAUCGAUUAAUUAUUGGUUGGGGUUCACGUCAACAUGAAUUACAUGAAUUCGAAGUUUUGUGUGGUGAACAUAAUCAAUUUAAAUGGCAUUCUUGUGAGGGAGCCUGUCGACCACAAUUCUUCAUCCCUCUGAAAGGUGGCUAUGAAGCGGAUGGUAAAGAAUUAUAUAUCGCCAAAGCCUGGCAUGAUAAUCAAGAGAGAAUCGGUAAAGCUGGUCAGGACUUGACUUCAUGA
Cetraspora pellucida is the source of this 381-nucleotide messenger RNA. The record is from the annotation of a GenBank genome assembly. Lineage: Eukaryota; Fungi; Glomeromycota; Glomeromycetes; Diversisporales; Gigasporaceae.